Molecule: messenger RNA, 1280 nt
Organism: Klebsormidium nitens
Lineage: Eukaryota; Viridiplantae; Streptophyta; Klebsormidiophyceae; Klebsormidiales; Klebsormidiaceae
Source: the annotation of a GenBank genome assembly
CAGCAACCUGCCUGUAACGUCAAGCAAUGACAACUUCGAGCAACGUUCAGACGCUAUUCCUCCGCUAGAACUUAGAAGCUGUUCAAAGCAGAUCAAAGCUAUUUUCUCUAGAGCUGCCAGCUUUUUCGUGCCUGCAAUGGUGGACUCUGAUCUUCUGAGCCAGGACGGGCACGGCAGCGCAAACUCGCUGCGGCCGCCGGAUGAAGCGGUGGUGUCCAUCAUUCGGACCGCCGAGGAGCUGAAGGAGGCGCUGCACAUCCGCCAGCGGGUAUUUGUGGAAGGGCUGGGCGUGCCGCUUGAUGAGGAGAUUGAUGCGUAUGAUGGGGGAGGAGACCCGCAGAAGGUGGCACAAGAUGUGGUUCACGUGUUGGCUCACAUGAACGGCAAGGCGGUCGGCACGGGGCGGCUACUCAUAAAUCCGCCCAUCCGACAACUCCCCAAGGCGCAGCGAAUAUCGGUGUUGGACGAGGCGCAAGGGAAGGGCGUUGGGCGGCGCAUCAUGCUAAGUCUGCAAGAACAAGCAUGGGCCCGGGGCUUUCGAGGAGUCAUUCUCGACGCGCAGCUGAAGGCGAUUCCCUUCUACGAGAAGUUGGGUUACAAGGUGAAGGGGGACGUAUUCCUGGACGCGGGGAUCGAGCACAAAAAGAUGGAGCUUGUUUUCGGAGGCGGGGCCAGUUUAAACAACGAAUGAUGAAGAAAUAAGCAGCGCCGCUCGAGAUGGGGAAAUUGUUUCAGUAUGCGUAUAGGCCCUAGUUGCCUGACAGCGUUGCAAGCCGUAAUGCUGAUACUGCGUUUGUCGUCAGGCUUUCCGAGUUGGUUACUGCAAUAGAGGAGCCGUGUGAGACGUCCACGCAGGCUGUCAGAAAGCACAAUGAACCUGAAUGUCAGUGUUGGCUGCUCUGUUGGCCCAAGAGGAACUGCUGUGCAUAGCUUAUAAACUCAACGUGUCUGCGUUUGUUUCACAAUAAGGUCAUUACGGUUGUCGAGUAUAACAGGUUCGGGAAGCUACCAACUUGAAGUAGAGCCAUAAGGAAAGCUAGUUCGUAGACUCAUAGCCAUCAUUAUAUUGUCAGCUAAAUCGUGUAGUAAUAAUUGCCGGGCCAGCAUAAUGACGUCAGUGCGGCCCGUUCAUCUUGCACCUUAUGGUUUGUAAGUCUUGUUCGUCGUACAGCCAACAGUGACCGUCACAGCUAAAACGGUACAUUUGGUUAGUAUGCUUGUCCUGAGUCCACAAUAAAUCAUCAGUGCACGUACAUAUCGCGCACACCGUUGUACUGCUU